This is a messenger RNA of Symbiodinium sp. CCMP2592, 717 nucleotides long. NCBI's taxonomy places the organism in Eukaryota, Dinophyceae, Suessiales, Symbiodiniaceae. The record is from the annotation of a GenBank genome assembly.
AUGGACCUGCCAAUGGCUGCUUUAUGGGCAUUCAUGGUCGUCUUGUUCCGCAUGAGCGACGUUGUGCUGUCAUCCUCUUCCGAGUGCCAACCUUCCGAUUCCCAUUCCGCGGCCUUGCUGCAGCGUGAGACGAACCAGAGGGCACGAGCAGAAAGCUCCGAGGAGCAAGGGGCGGAUGAGGAGUUGGAGGUGAUGGAGCACGACAGGAGAUCUGUCUCCGGGUGGGCCAGAGGGGAACAAGAACUCAGCAGCCUUGCUGCAGCGCGCCGCAGACGCUCAGACGCGACAUUCACAUACACGACAACCACGACUACAACACCAUGGUGGGCAAAAGACGUUGAUGAUCGACUCGAGGUGAUGAAAACGGAGCUGUCAGAGGUUGCGAAGCAUGUUCAACGCCUUGAAGGGCAAGAAAACUCAACAGCUUUGCUACAGCACGUGACUGAUCACGACAUGCAAGGCGGCAGCAUCACGGAGGCUUUGGACGAAGAGGAGGCGGACGAGGAGGCGGACGAGGAGGACAAGCUCCGUUGGGCGCGCCGCCGGAGACGCUCGCAGAGAACACGCCCCCUCAUCAUCGACACAGACCCCACACCACCGUAUGUCGGGCCUCUCGAUGACCGGCUCGACAUGAUUGAAAUCGAACUUGAGGAGGUUGAGCAGCGCAUUCAGCAGCUUGAGGGGGAGGAAAACUCAACAGCGGUUGCUGCAGCUUGA